Puccinia triticina is the source of this 3078-nucleotide messenger RNA. RefSeq lists its product as uncharacterized. Gene Ontology annotation, molecular function: phosphate transmembrane transporter activity. Gene Ontology annotation, biological process: phosphate ion transport; monoatomic anion transmembrane transport; polyphosphate metabolic process. Gene Ontology annotation, cellular component: membrane. The transcript has 5 exons. Lineage: Eukaryota; Fungi; Basidiomycota; Pucciniomycetes; Pucciniales; Pucciniaceae. The record is from RefSeq and is a predicted model, not a curated record. Bases 1 to 3078 code for a protein of 1025 amino acids.
AUGAAGUUUUCACAUUCGUUGUUGUUUUCUACCGUUCCGGAGUGGCAGUCAUACUACGUCUCUUAUGAUUCAUUGAAAGCAACGAUCUAUAAAAUCGAAAAGGAUCAAGCAUCAUCCCAUCAAAAACGGCUUCGACGAUCAAACCAACCAUCCUCACAUCCAUCCGGACUUGGACCUUCAUCUAACCUUGAGCUACCAGAUAACGAGAACAACGAGUCAACUGGCUUGCUAGAAAACCAUGACGAAUCACCUGAUCAGACUACCUCAACCAUUGAACACCACUCCGAUCCCGACACUCUCACCCCUUCUGACCGGAUGUUCCUGGAAUUAUUAUCUCAAGAACUUUCAAAAGUCGAACAGUUUUAUCAGUCAAAACAACAAGAGCUCAUCGACGAACUCAACGGUCUGACCAACGAGAUAGAGUCGAUCGAGAAGCAAGGAAUGCAACUGAUCCAAGACAGCUUCAAUCAAUCGGCUCGCUCGACUGAAGAGGCCAUCGAGGACGAGGACGAUGAAGAGGACGAUGACGAGGAGGAUGACGGCCGGGGCGACGAGGGACCCUCGAAUAACUCUGCUCGCCCCCGUCGCAUCUCCCCCUCAACCAAGCGACAACAGCUGUUGAAAUCGGCCUCGAUCUUCGGAAUCUUACCAAUCCUCGGCUUCUCUUCCAAAGCUAGUCGCUCACGUCGCUCCAAGUCGUUGAGUCGCUCGCGUGCCUCGUCCACGAAUCCGACUCCGCAUCGGAUGCCGAAGAAUGUAAACUCUCAUUUAAUUGACGUCAACCCUUCGACCUCUGUAGCAGCCACGAAGCCUGCCUCUCCGACCACCCCGAUGGCUACUUCGAAUGCUGCCCGCGGCUCUACAUCUCUUGACGUGAACACUCGAGCCACUCAACAUGAUUCCUCUCAACAACGCUCAGCUAUCUCCAAAUGGCUUCCUCACUCACCGAAAACCUCGAGAAGCUUAUCACUAGGGUCCCAAGGUCCUCAGAAGCGACCAUUGCAGAGCGCCAUCGCCCCAAACCUGUCCGAGUUUUGGAUGUCAAAUGUAGAAUUCAUUCAUGAUUCUCGGGUAUUCUUCAAGAGACGAAUCACUCAAUUGUUCGUCAACUUGAACUCCUUGAAAACUUACAUCGAUCUGAACUUUACUGCGUUCCGAAAGAUCUUAAAAAAGUACGACAAAGUCUUCGGAAGCUCACUCUCAUCCCACUUCUUAGAGGAAUGCUUACUCCAUCAAUCCCGAGCUUUCAAUCCUACCACCAUCUCUCAGCUCCAAGCCCAUUUAGAAUCACUCUUCCCAAUCUAUGCUCGUCUGAUCACUCAAGGGGAUGAAGAUAUGGCUAGAAAACAACUGAACGCCCAUCUGAGAGAACAGGUGGUCUGGGAACGUAAUACGAUCUGGCGGGACAUGAUUGGAAUGGAACGGAAGGGAUGGGCAAACUCUAGGACGGUGAUCGACAAGCCUUUUGCGAGAACCAACACCGGGAAUCUUGACACUACUCAAGCCAUGACAACCAUUCCGCCGAAACCAAUGAGCUUUCAGCAGGCUCUCAAGAACCUAGCCAAGUUGAAAUUUUGGACGAAGGUCUUGCUUAACCCUUCCGUGUUUUGGUGUCUGGUAGCCGCUUUCGGAUUCAUCGCCAGCAUGAAAUAUUCCAAUUUCAAAUCGGAGCCCGAACGAAACUGUCUGGCGAUGCUGGUGUUUGUGGUCGUUUUAUGGACGUCGGAAGCCCUUCCGUUGUUUGUUACGGGGAUGUUUGUUCCUCUGUUAGUGAUAGUUUUACGGGUGAUUAGAGAUAAGACGAAGAACGAUGAACGAAUGGAUUCAAGCCACGCGGCCGUCUUCGUGUUUGGGCAAAUGUUCAAUCCGACGAUCGUUCUCUUGCUCGGCGCAUUCACCUUGGCGGCCGUUCUCUCGAAACACAACAUCGACAAAGUUAUGGCUGCUAAAUUACUUAGCUUCGCUGGCACCAAACCCAGGGCGGUCCUGUUUGCGUAUAUGGCUGUCACCUGUUUUGCUUCGAUGUGGAUCAGCAACGUUGCAGCACCAGUACUGAGUUAUUCUCUCGCUCAGCCGAUAUUGAGAACAAUCCCAACUCGAUCACCAUACACAAGAUCUCUCAUCUUAGGUAUUGCAUUGGCAGCAGACAUCGGUGGCCAAGCCUCUCCGAUUGCUUCACCACAAAACCUGAUUGCACUGUCAUACAUGAGCCCACCGCCGUCUUGGAUCGUCUGGUUUUCGAUCGGCAUCCCGAUCUCCACUUUGACAGUCAUCUCGACGUGGGCCAUAUUAACUUGGUCAUACGAGCGAGAAUUCAGUUACUCGAAGGGGACAUUCGAUCUAGAGGAAGAAGAUCCUCAACUGCGACAUCUCGCACCUCGCUCUAAGAAUAAUGAACCGAUCGUUUACAUCAAACCGAUCCCCAAUCCCAAAGACCCCUUCUCACUUUCGCAAUGGUUUAUCUUAGUCGUCUCAUUCCUUACGAUCCUCCUCUGGUGUUUCGAAAACCUCUUCCACGGUUAUUUUGGCGAUAUGGGUGUCAUCGCCUUGCUUCCCAUGAUCAUCUUUUUUGGGUCGGGUCUCUUGAGAAAAUCGGACUUCGACAAUUUCCCAUGGUCGAUUGUAUUUUUGGCAAUGAGUGGGAUUGCUCUAGGCAAAUCGGUCUUAUCAUCUGGAUUGUUGGACGACAUGGACAUUCUGAUCGAACGAGUAUUGAAAGGGCUCACUCUAUGGCCGAUAACCGUCAUCUUUGGAUUCCUCGUCUUGAUCAUUUCUACUUUUAUCAGCCAUACCGUUGCGAGCGUCUUAUUGAUCCCGAUCGCAUUCGAAAUUGGCAAUUCAAUGAGCGUCAAUCACUCGAGACUGUUGAUCUUCUUGACCACUUUUAUCUGCUCGACUGGCAUGGGCCUGCCCGUCUCUUCGUUUCCCAACCAGACUGCGGUUAAUCUAGAAGAUGAAUUUGGGACCCGAUAUUUAAGCUCGAAAGACUUUUUAAAGUUCGGGUUACUUUCGAGUUUUUUUGGGUUUUUGAUCAUCUUGACCGUUGGGUUUUUUAUCCUGUUACUCUUUGGUUAUUAA